Phaeodactylum tricornutum CCAP 1055/1 is the source of this 3480-nucleotide messenger RNA. RefSeq names its product ubiquitin-activating enzyme E1, protein 2 (gene hUba1). The transcript is spliced from 2 exons. Lineage: Eukaryota; Bacillariophyta; Bacillariophyceae; Surirellales; Neidiaceae. Gene Ontology annotation, molecular function: SUMO activating enzyme activity. The coding region runs from base 216 to 3368 and encodes 1050 amino acids. Gene Ontology annotation, cellular component: SUMO activating enzyme complex; cytoplasm. Gene Ontology annotation, biological process: protein sumoylation. The record is from RefSeq and is a predicted model, not a curated record.
UUUACCCCGUGCCAACAAGCCCUUCUGGAACCGAGACAACCGACGGACGCUGCUAACGAACCAGACUUUCGCUCGUAGACACAAUCUACACGAAACAACGCAGCCUUCCUAGAGUGACCCGCUUUGGCUUCGUGUUUACAGAUAAAACAAUCCACAAACACACGUAUCCUAUCUCAAUUCCUUUCGACUCCCUAGUGAUUUGCCUUUGUAACACUAUGUCUGCCGAAAGGAUGGAAGCAACAGCAACUGCCGAAGUGGAUGAAAAGCUUUAUUCGCGCCAACUCUACGUUAUGGGACAUGAAGCUCAGCGUCGUAUGAUGGCCAGCAAUGUGUUGUUGGUUGGUUGCUCCGGUUUGGGCGUGGAAAUCGCCAAGAAUUGCAUCCUUGCCGGGAUUUCUUCCAUGAUGUUGGUCGAUCCAACGCCGCCUACUUCCUUUGAUUUGGGCGGAAAUUUUUACCUGCAAGAAUCUGAUAUUGGCGGAACGAAGGGACGAGCCGCCCUGUGCAAAGACUCUUUGGCGCAACUCAAUCAAUACGUCAGCGUGACGACGGCGGACGUUCCGGAUCUCUCCGUUGACUCAGUUCUUCCGUUGAUCGAUGGAAGCCUUACCUGUGUCGUCGUUACGGUCCCGCUGCCCAAGGCAUUGGUCAUUCAGCUCAACGAAGCCUGCCGUGAACAAAAAGUGUCCUUCAUUUAUUCACUCACCAUGAGUGUUUUUGGUAUGGCCUUCUGCGACUUUGGAGACGCCUUUGUGGUGGCCGACAAGGAUGGCGAAGCCGCCGCCACGUCUCAAAUCGAAUCUGUUGUCCACGAGAAUCCCGCUGUCGUCAAAGUCUUGGAAGAUCACGGUCGUCAUGGUUUGGAAGACGGCGACAAGGUCAGCUUUGCCCGUUUGCACGGGGUCCCUGGGUUGGAAGAAGGCAGGGAGUACGCCAUCAAGACAACCGGACCAUUUACCUUUGAGUUGCCGGAAGUCGAUCUCAGUGGAAUUGCCGACGGGGACGGUGCCGGGCACGCAGUCAACCAACAAGGUUACAUCACACAAAUCAAGCAACCGGUUACACUGAAGUUUGAAUCGUACGCUGAAAAACUGGAAAAGCCCGGGGAGCUCAUGAUGUCGGACUUUGCAAAGUUUGACCGCCCACCUCUACUGCAUCUAGCAUUUCAAGCCGUUGCGGCGUAUUUGGAUGAAAAGGGUGAAUUGCCAAUGCCAGGGGAUGUGAAUACAGCUAAAGAAGUGUUGGCGCUGGCCAAUACACUCGAUAAAGAAGGGAUUCUCAAGUCCAACUUUCAGGUUGCCGAGCGUCUCUUGAUGCAUUUUGCAUCUGGUGCGCGGGCGUGCCUUUCGCCCAUGUGCGCAGCACUUGGAGGCAUGGUGGGCCAAGAAGUUCUCAAGGCUUGCAGUGGCAAGUUUACACCUAUUCCAGGUUUCUUCUACCUCGAUGCUGACGAAACCCUGCCCGAUACGUUGAUCGACUCCUCCUUGGUCCAACCAACGGGCACGUCACGCUAUGAUAGCCAAGUUGCCGUGUUUGGGAGCGACAUGCAGGAAAAUAUUAACAACUUGCAGUACUUCAUGGUCGGCGCUGGGGCAAUCGGCUGUGAAAUGCUGAAAAACUGGGCACUCAUGGGGGUUGGCUGUUCGUCCAAGGGACACGUAUACGUGACCGACAUGGAUCGCAUCGAAAAGUCGAACUUGUCGCGUCAAUUCUUGUUUCGCAACACCGAUAUUGACAAAUUCAAGUCGGCCACCGCUGCCGACGCGGCGAAAGCCAUGAAUCCAAAGCUCAACGUUACGGCGUACCAGGAAAAAGUGGCGCAAGACACAGAGCACCUGUUCGGUGACGACUUUUACGAUAAGCUCAGUGGUGUUUGUACGGCCUUGGACAAUGUUGAAGCGCGUCUUUACGUCGAUCAGCGCUGUUUGUUCUAUCGCUUACCAAUGCUGGAAUCUGGCACACUUGGUACCAAGGGCAAUACACAAGUAGUUGUGCCACAUUUGACGGAGCAUUAUGGCGCCACCCGUGAUCCACCAGAAAAAUCCAUCCCAGUUUGCACGCUUAAAAACUUUCCGAACCAGAUUCAGCAUACGCUGCAGUGGGCGCGUGAUUGGUUUGAAGGUGCGUUCAAGCAAUCGGCCGAUGAGGUCAAUGCUUACCUUUCCAUGCCGCCAUCUCAGUACUUGGAAACAUUGCAACCCAAUACCAAAACCGAGUCACUCAAGUUGUUGCGUCGCACGCUGGUGGAUGAACGCCCUUUGACAUUCGAGGACUGUGUCACCUGGGCUCGUCUGACAUUCGAAAAUCUCUUCAACAACCAAAUUCGGCAAUUGCUGUAUAAUUUUCCGCCAGAUCAAGUCACAUCGAGUGGCACAAAAUUUUGGUCCGGGAGUAAGCGUUGUCCGAAACCGCUCGUGUUUGAUAUUGACGCUGUAGAUGAAGACGCAGGGAUGCGCAAUCACUUUGAUUUUGUUGUGGCAGCCGCCAACAUGCGAGCCCAAUUGUACGGUAUCAAGGGACGCACCGAUGAAGACUACUUUCGGCAAACGCUCAAGGAUGUGAUUGUGCCUGACUUUUCUCCAGCCGAGGGAGUAAAGAUUGCGGCUAACGAUGAGGAAGCCAAGGCGACGGAUGGGAACGGGAUGGAUACCGGCGAUGCGGAAGCGGACGAACUUUGGGGCAGUCUGCCGAAGCCCUCUGAACUUGCAGGAUUUCGGUUACAGGGCAUCGAUUUUGACAAGGAUUUAGAUGAACAGAUGCUCUUUGUCACGGCGUGUUCUAAUCUUCGUGCCAUGAAUUAUCAAAUUCCAACGGAAGACACACAUCGCUCGCGCGCAAUUGCCGGACGUAUUAUUCCUGCGAUUGCGACGACAACCGCCUUGGUCACCGGUCUAAUUUGCCUAGAGCUUUACAAAAUGGUAGGUACGGCUCGCAAGAAGCUGUCAAUUGACGCCUAUAAAAACGGCUUCAUCAAUCUAGCCAUUCCCUUCAUGACCUUGUCCGAACCAACAGCUCCUGCCAAGACCAAGGCACUUGUCAAGGGCAAAGAAUGGGAAUGGACGCCUUGGGAUUCGUUGGAUAUGAGUCUUGGCGACAUCACUAUGGGCGAAUUUAUGGAUUAUUUUGAAAAUGAAUACAAUUUGGAGAUUUCCAUGCUCAGCCAUGGGGUGAGCAUCUUGUACAGCUUUUUUGCCAAUAAGAAAAAGGUGGAAGAGCGCAAAAGCAUGAAAAUGACGGAUGUGAUUACAUCCAUUACAAAAAAAGAGUUUCCGUCCAACCAGCUCUUCAUCAUUUUGGAAAUAAUUGCAAAUGAUAAGGACACGGACGAGGAAGUUGACCUGCCGUAUGUGCGCUUUCGUUUCCGAUGAACAUGGUUGGAAAGCAGUGUUUUGCAGCCUUGUAAGGCUGGUCAGCUGAUAGCAACGUUCCAUAACUUUUAAAAGGAAGCCUGUUGCGACAAUACUUUGUGUGACCUACAUU